AUGGCAUCAACUUCUGGUAGUCAAUCUCAUUUCGAAGCUGAAAAUCGUCAUCUCAAAAAGCGUCUUGAAGUAACAGAGCAAAUGUACGCAGGUCUUCAUGAGGAAUUCAAAAAACUCAAAACUCAUAGUUUGCUCUUGGAAGAAGAUGUCGAAUCAUUAAAGAGGAAUCAAAAUCAGAAUGAAACACCGAACCAAGGUCUUGAAGAAGUGGAACAAAUGUAUGCUAAACUUCUUGAUGAUUUUGAUAGAAUGAAAGCGCAAAAUUUGGUUUUGGAAGGAGAGAUUGAAUCAUUGAAAAGGAUGCAAAAUCAAAAUGAAGGUCUCAGAAAUCAGCUUGAAGUAUCGGAACAAAUGAAUGCUAAACUUCUUAAUGAUUUUGAUAAAUUGAAAACGGAAAAUUUGGUUUUGAAAGGAAAAAUCGAAUCAAUGGAGAAGCCGAAAUUCAAUGAGAAUCAGGCACUUGCUUUAACUCGCCCGGAACCCUCAAGAAAUGCGACUAGCCCCAGAAGACCUGCAGAACGUCAUUAUAACUGUCCUUCUGGAAAUGGACCAAUUGUAUUCGGAAAUUGCGACGAGAAAGGUGAAUUUUUGGAAUUGGAAAACAUCGCAUACAGGCCGAUUAAAAUUGGACAAUUUAUAAUCAAACGAAUUGUUGGUGAAUUGAACUUUGAAGUGGUUUUGCCAGAAUCUACAAAAAUUCAACCGAGAAGCAAAUUAGUGGUUAGUUCUUUGAUACAAUAUUUGAAAAAAAACAUAUUUUUUUAAGCUUCGCGGUAGAUGUAGAGGCUCAACAACUCCAUCUCUCAAACAUCAAACUAUAUUUCUCGAUGAGGUUAAUCAUUGGUUGAGUGGAGAACUUAUGCAAACAUUUUUGUUGGAUCGAAAUGGCACAGAAAUGGCUUCAAUUGUUCAGGGUUUGGAAAAGGUGGAGGAGAAUUCUGAUAACUUUUUAAGUCUUUUUUAAACUUUUUAUUUAUUAAAGCGACGUGUGAAAUGAAAUAAACCUAUUUUUUCAAAAGAAAAGUGUAUGAUUAGGGCUGAUUCACAAACGAAAAAAAUGUUUUUUUUAACAUUGAAAGAUCAAUUCACGAAAAGUCAUAGGUCAAAAUUAGUUUUUCGAGAUUUUCUGCCAAAAAUGAUGACAAAUCAAGAUUUUUUAAGCUACUGGAGUGAUUUCUGAUAAAAAUUGACCUUCAGAAGGUUUUGCCGAUUUUUCGUAAAAUAAAAAAAAUUUAAAUUUUGAUGAAUUUCGAAAAAUUCAUAAAAUAAAGCAAAAUAGGCUUCUCGGAGCUUAUUUUUCAUCAGAAAUCACUCCAGAAGCUUGGAAAAUAUUGAUUUGUCAUCAUUUUUGGCUGAAAAACUCGAAAAACUAACUUUGACCUAUGACUUUUCGUGAAUUGAUCUUUCAAUGUUAAAAAAAAACAUUUUUUUUUCGAUACACUGUGCUUUACAGCCUGUCAAAAAGAGCAAGAGAAGAAAUAUUUCAAAACAUUAACUAUGUUUGUUUCACAAGAAAUAUAUAUAAACCGAGUCUUUAUGAGAUAACGCAGCAGUUUUUUGAGAAAAUGGUUUCAACUUCUAGGAGCUAUUCAAAUUUAGAAGCUGAAAACCGUCAACUCAAAAAGCAACUUGAAGUUGGCAAGAAAAUGUACAAAAAUCUUCUUGAAGAGUUCGAAGAACUGAAAAAGUAUAGUUCAGUCUUGGAAGAUGAAUCAAUGAAGAAGCUGAAUUGUCUCGAACCCUCGCUGAUCUCAACAGAUCCUUUAUUAUAAUUGUUAUUCUGGAAAUGGACCAAUUGUAUUCAAAAAUUGCGAUGUGAAGGGCGAAUUUUUGGAAUUGCAAAAUAUUUCGAAGUGUACAGUUGACCUUGGAUGUUUUGUAAUACGAAGAAUUAUUGGAAACUUGGAUUUUGAAGUUGUUGUUCCAGAAUCUACGAAAUUACGAGCAAAAAGCAAAUUAGUUGUGAGUUGUUACCUUAUUUAUGUUUUUAAAAAAAUUUUCGCAUUUUUUAUUGAAGCUUCGCGCUAGAAGAAGCUGUUCAGAAACUCCGAUUCUCAAUUCUCAAACUCUAUUCCUUGAUGGGUUUACACAUUGGUUGAGUGGAGAACUUAUGCAAACUUUGUUGUUGGAUCGAAGACGUAGAGAAAUUGCAUCGAUUAUACAGGGUUUGGAAAAACCCCAUUUCUGA
This is a messenger RNA of Caenorhabditis angaria, 2188 nucleotides long. Lineage: Eukaryota; Metazoa; Nematoda; Chromadorea; Rhabditida; Rhabditidae. The record is from the annotation of a GenBank genome assembly.